ACCAUUUUUUUUUUCAGCUUUUCUCUCUCUAAAUCCCCUAUUGGAGAGCAAAACUGCACCAGCCCCCAUCCAUACAUUUUUUCCUUUCUCUCUCUCUCUCUCUCUUCAUAUCUUUUUCCUCUUUGGGGAAGACAACUAACAGAUUACUCUCAGGAAUCCAUUUUCAUAAUUCAAAUAUAUAUAUAUAUAUAUAGAUAGAGAUUGAGACUGUUUCAUCUGAGUCUUCGCACUAGAGAAGAUGGAAAACGGUUGGAGCAGCAGCAGAGAGCAGAACGGUACUUUCCAACCCAUAUGGGAUCUUUGGGAUUCUUCAGAUGAAAUUCCUUCUCUUAACGAACAAAGUACAUUCUCCGACCUUCCACGCGCCGUCACCGUCGCCGGAGGAGGAUCAAACUCAUCCGCCCACGCCCACGUCAUCACCGGCGCCUCCUUGGAUCACGUCCGUUCAUCUUCAUCAUCGUCACUCUACGAGGGUCCUCCUCCAAAUCUUCAUUGGCAAUAUCCUGACCCACAUCUCAUGUGUUUGAAUCUUGGAAAAAGACAUUAUUUUGAAGAUGCCGAUCGCCACGUGGCGGUCGAUUACUCUCCUGUUUCCAAAAGAGGAAAGGCCGGCGGCGGCGGAGGGUUAACGGCGGCGGUGCCUAGGUGUCAGGUGGAAGGUUGCCACGUGUCACUUGUGAAUGCUAAGGGUUACCAUAAGAGGCAUAAGGUUUGUGAGAUGCAUUCUAAAGAACCUAAGGUUGUUGUACUCGGUGAAGACCAACGUUUUUGUCAACAGUGCAGCCGAUUUCAUGGGGUGGCUGAGUUUGAUGAGACUAAGAGGAGUUGUAGAAGAAGAUUAGCAGGUCAUAAUGAAAGGAGGAGGAAAGGAUCACAUGAGUCUAUGCCUAGGAACUCCAAUCAAGGUCGUGUUCUCUCUCUUCUGUCAUCUUCGAGACCCGACAACUCUUGGUGUUUGACCUCGGUCGAUCUAUCGACAAGAUGCAGUGCUGCUUUGAGAGAUUUAAUCGCAGAAAAUAGAGCUUCUGCCUCUAUUUACUACCAAGACAACAUUAAUUACCUUGAUAAUAAUACUAUCGAAGGUGAAUUAACACCACAAGAUGAAUCUCAUACUUCUACUAAUUGUACAAUUAAGUUUUCGCAAAACCAUCACAUAUUUGGGGAUGUCGAGCCGAGGACAGGGUCGUUUAGGGAUCAGUUGAAUGAGGCGGGUGGCUCGCAAUUGACCUUAGACCUUAUGCAGGCGUCUGGUUCUGCUUUCGGGUUUUUCUUGAGUUAGAAAACCGAAUCUAUAUAUGAUUUUUGGGAUUAAUAUUGGAACUAGGUUCUUUAAAUCUUUUUGAACAGUUGUUUUGUGUAUGGAAUCUACCUCUAUUUUUUGAUGGUUUACUAGUGUAUUUUGGUAGAUUGAAAGUUUGUACUUUUGUUGGAAAUGUUUGAAUUCAAAUGGACACAAUUGUUAGGUGU
Messenger RNA from Impatiens glandulifera, 1467 nucleotides. Its product is annotated as squamosa promoter-binding-like protein 7. The coding region runs from base 239 to 1279 and encodes 346 amino acids. The transcript is spliced from 3 exons. The record is from RefSeq and is a predicted model, not a curated record. Gene Ontology annotation, cellular component: nucleus. Gene Ontology annotation, molecular function: DNA binding. Lineage: Eukaryota; Viridiplantae; Streptophyta; Magnoliopsida; Ericales; Balsaminaceae.